Molecule: messenger RNA, 2186 nt
Organism: Carica papaya (papaya)
Lineage: Eukaryota; Viridiplantae; Streptophyta; Magnoliopsida; Brassicales; Caricaceae
Product: SUN domain-containing protein 4-like
Biological process (GO): protein folding in endoplasmic reticulum
Cellular component (GO): membrane; cytoplasm
Source: RefSeq, a predicted model, not a curated record
AGAAUGCCGUUAUUCCAAGACCCCAUCAGAAGGGUCCUGAAGACAUCCCGGACGGAGAAGAGAAUCGACCGACAGACGCCGUUUGUUUCGAUGGGGGGCGCUUCUUUUUCUCUCUGGAUUUGUUCGCUGAUCUCCGUUUUUUUCACUCUGAAAACGGUUGAAGAUAAUUUGACUUACUCGUUUUUUCAGAUUUUCAGGUGCUUUGAGAAGUUCUUCUUUCCCUCGACUAUCUACGGUUGAGAAUUUAUUGCCUGUUUGUUUUAUCCGUUUGGAUUUAGCCUAAUUUUGAUCUGCGUUGUUUAGAGCAUCUAAUCUAAAUACCAGGGGCUUCGUCUACAGGUGACGUGGAGGGAAAUCUUUUCUCUCAGAAUUCCAUAGUCUGCACUGUACUGGAUUGAAGUGCGAUGCAAAGAUCAUGUAGAGCUCUUCUGCAACGAAGAGCUUUGGAAAAGGCUAAUACCGGAAGAAAUCGCUUGUACAAAGUAUCUCUUUCCUCGGUGUUUGUUUUAUGGGGCCUUGUGUUCGGUUUGAGCUUACGUAUCAGUUAUGGUGACGGUUACAGAGAUGCAUCUGCAGUGCUUCCAGUUGGUUCAUCAACUUGGCAUGGGUCUCAGCUGGCACAAAAAUAUUCUGAUCCUGCCGAUAAAAAUCCAUCAGAAGGAACUGCAUGUCCCCAAAACAAUGAAGAUUCCCGUGCAAAAGUCAAUGAAGAUAAAGGUUCCAGGAGUGGUGAACCAAUUGCCAGUGAAGGAAACACAAAUCAUAUGGUUGACUGUGCCAUGUCGGGCACUAACUCGGAGGAGAAUGCUCUGAAGUCUGAUAGGCUGUCUCGUGCUGUGCCAACUGGACUUGAUGAAUUCAGGACCAAAACAUUCAGUUCCAAAGGAAAAUCUGGAACCGGACAGCCUGGGAGUGUAAUACACAGAGUGGAGCCUGGUGGGGAAGAGUACAAUUAUGCUUCUUCUUCAAAGGGAGCGAAGGUCUUGUCAUUUAACAAGGAAGCAAAGGGUGCCUCUAAUAUCCUAUGCAGAGACAAAGACAAGUACCUUCGAAAUCCAUGCUCGACGGAGGAGAAAUUUACUGUUAUAGAACUUUCAGAGGAAACUUUAGUAGACGCAAUUGAUAUAGCAAAUUUUGAACAUUAUUCCUCUAAUUUAGAAGAUUUCGAGUUGCUUGGCAGUCUGGUUUAUCCAACAGAGACGUGGGUUAGUCUUGGGAAUUUUACUGCUGCAAAUGUGAAGCAUGCUCAGAGGUUUGUUCUCCAAGAGCCAAAAUGGGUGAGAUACUUAAAGUUCAACCUAUUGAGUCAUUAUGGGUCAGAAUUUUAUUGUACACUAAGUGUUGUUGAAGUCUAUGGGGUGGAUGCUGUUGAGCGCAUGCUGGAGGAUUUGAUAUCUGCUCAAAAUAAUUUAUUUGGACCUCAAGAAGGAACUGGUGACAAUAAGCAGGUAUCUUUCCCAUCGGAGUCCACGAAAAGUGAUGUACAUUCUCAUGAAUUGUGUGCAGAAGUAGAGUCUGUUUACUCGGUGGAAAGUUCAACUACUAAACAUGAUGUUGGGAAGACGAAUAAUGUUCCAGAUCCUGUUGAGGAAAUUCAUCAUCAACAGGCUAGUAGGAUGCAUGGGGAUGCUGUUCUUAAAAUACUACUGCAGAAAGUCCGGUCCCUGGACAUAAAUUUGUCUGUGCUGGAGAGAUACAUAGAAGAGUUGAAUUCCAGAUAUGGGAAUAUAGUAACAGAACUAGCUAAAGAUAUAGAAGAAGAAGUUUUACUGUUAAAAAGGAUAAGAUCGGAUGUAAAGAAUAUUUUCGACACUCAGGCAAACAUGGCUAAAGAUGUUGAUGAAUUUAUUGCCCAGCAAUCGCGUGAUUCUUCUGAUUUACAUACUCUUCGCAAGGACAUUGCCCUUCUCAGGUUUAAGGUUGAAAAGAUGGAGGAGAAUCAUUCAUCGAUGGAGAACAGAGGUAUUGCAGUGUUUCUUGUAAGCUUAAGUUUUGGAAUCUUGGCUCUCACGAGGCUUUGUUGUACAAGCUCUUCCAUGAUUUUCUUACUACUGAGCUGUACUGUUACCAUUUACUUACUAUCAGUAUAGAGUUCUUACCCCUCCACGGAAUUGGCAGUUUAUAGAAAUGUGUGAAAAUAUCUUGAACGCUCUACCAAGCAGGGAGUCAAAAAAUUUCAGGCUAAA